GAGUAACACUGAACACUGCUAAACAGGUACUUGAGGCUCCUCCACAACUCAGACGGUCUUUUUGUAUUCAGGCUCGGGUAUUGCCCUCAACUUAACGUCUUGUCAUGAGGAAACAACUUGAUCCUCGAAUACCCAUUCUAAUCAACAAUAAUGUCAAGAAAAACCACCGGUCGUUCAUCGUGCUUGUAGGAGACAAGGGAAGGGAUCAGGUAUGUCACCAAUUCUCUGUCAAAUGUUGAUUGUCUUAUCCACUUCUUAAAGGUUGUUAAUCUGCAUUACUUGCUAUCGCAAUCCCGAACGUCUGCGAGACCAUCCGUCCUAUGGUGUUAUAAGAAGGAUCUCGGUUUCACCAGGUAGGAGAUGGGUUCCUUGUCGGGGAAGGUCAUCGAAAGAAGCGAGAAGCCAGGAUCAAACGAGAUGUGAAACGGGGAGUUCGUGAGCCCAAUGACCAGGACCCAUUCGAGAUCUUCAUAACUGUGACGGAUAUUCGGUAUACAUACUACAAGGAGUCUCAUAAAAUUCUGGGUCAUACGUACGGAAUGCUCGUCCUGCAAGACUUCGAAGCUAUUACACCGAACUUGUUGGCGAGAACAAUAGAGACAGUAGAAGGUGGUGGACUGGUUGUGCUACUGCUGAAGACAAUGACUUCGUUGCGACAACUCUACACAAUGACCAUGGAUGUUCAUGGUCGAUACAGGACCUCCGCACACGAUACAGUGACUGCUCGGUUCAACGAACGUUUCAUCUUGUCCUUGGGUUCUUGUGAUGACUGCUUAGUGCUGGACGAUGAGCUGAACGUACUUCCUAUCUCUCGAGGAAAAGACAUCAAACCAAUAGAAGAAGAUCGAGGGAAGGGCAAGGAAUCCUCAGAGUUGAAGGAGCUUAAGGACAGCCUGGCGGAUACCAAGCCCGUUGGAGACCUCGUCAAACUUUCCAAAACGAUCGAUCAAGCGCAGGCUAUCCUCACAUUCGUCGACGCCAUUGCAGAAAAGACCUUGUCGAGCACCGUUACUCUGACUGCAGCACGUGGUCGAGGAAAGUCUGCCGCUCUCGGUUUGGCCGUUGCUGCUGCAUUAGCACAUGGAUAUUCCAACAUCUUCGUUACCAGUCCUAGUCCGGAGAAUUUGAAGACCCUCUUUGACUUCGUCUUCAAAGGCAUGGACGCACUUGGUUAUGAGGAGCACCUUGAUUACGAUAUCAUGCAGAGUACGAACCCGGAGUUUAACAAGGCCAUCGUACGCGUUAAUGUGUUCAGGAAUCAUAGGCAGACGAUUCAAUAUAUUCAACCGCAAGAUGCACAUGUUCUUGGUCAAGCCGAACUUGUCGUCAUUGAUGAAGCUGCAGCCAUCCCUCUCCCUCUCGUCCGUAAUCUCAUCGGACCAUACCUCGUAUUCAUGGCUUCCACGAUCAAUGGUUAUGAGGGUACUGGUCGCUCACUCUCCUUGAAGCUUAUCCAACAACUUCGAGAAAGUACAAGACCCGUCUUGACUAAAGACGCCGCACCAGCUGAGGACGACGCAGCUGUCGCAUCAAGUUCCACAAAGAAGAUAGUCAAGGCGCCACCAAAAGCAAGAACGUUGCGUGAGAUCAAGCUUGAGACGCCUAUCCGAUACUCUGCUGGCGAUAAGGUCGAGAGAUGGUUGAACGGUAUUCUGUGUUUGGAUGCUACCAUCUUGCCGAAGUCACUCCAGCAUGGUUGUCCUCACCCAUCACAAUGCGAGCUGUUCUACGUCUCUCGUGAUACGCUGUUCAGCUAUCACCCCGCAUCCGAGGUCUUCCUGCAACGUAUGAUGGCCCUCUAUGUUGCCUCUCACUACAAAAAUCAGCCCAACGACUUGCAACUCCUCUCCGACGCUCCUGCACAUCACCUCUUCGUCCUCCUACCACCCAUCAAAGACGAUGAGACUCACCUCCCAGAGCCUCUUGUCGUACUGCAAGUCGCCUUGGAGGGUAAUAUUAGCAGACAGGCGAUUUUGGAUGGUUUGAAUCGUGGCUUUAGAGCUGGCGGUGAUAUGAUCCCUUGGUUGGUUUCGCAGCAGUUCCAGGAGAGCAAAUUCGCGUUGUUAUCUGGUGCUCGUAUUGUUCGGGUAGCGACACAUCCGGAUUAUGCUAACAUGGGGUAUGGUUCGCGAGCCCUACAAGCUUUGAACUCUUUCUACAGUGGAGAGUACUUCAACCUCGACGAAAACCCUGCACCAGAACCGUCAUAUCCAGACCCCUCUGCCAUAGACGAGUCCACGAAUCUGCUUACAGAUACUCCCACUGUUCGUUCCGCCAAUGCCAUGCCACCUCUCCUCCAAAGGCUCUCAGAACGUAAACCAGAAACGCUCGACUACCUCGGUGUGUCAUACGGGCUUACCCCUCCACUCCUCCGAUUCUGGAAACGUGCAGGUUUUGUACCCUUGUACCUCCGGCAGACAACGAGCGAGUUGACCGGCGAGCACACAUGUGUGAUGGUCCGCGGGUUGAAUUCGUCUACAGAGGCAGAACUAGAGUGGCUGGGCGAAUUCGCAAAAGACUUCCGAAGACGAUUCCUUUCCUUGCUUUCCUUCAAGUUCAGGGAGUUUGGCAGCGUGACCGCUUUGAGUGUCUUGGAAGCCGUAAACUCGGGGGUGAAGAAGUUCGACGAUGAUCCGUCACGAGAGCUUGGCGCCUCUGAGCUCUCAAUUCUCAUGACCCCGUUCGACUUGAAGAGGCUGGAGUCAUACGCCAACAACAUGCUCGAUUACCAUGUCAUCCUAGACCUCAUGCCUAGCGUUGCGACGUUAUACUUUGAGAAACGACUUGGCGCAGAGAUGCGGUUGAGUGCGGUCCAAAGCUCUAUUUUGCUUGCACUCGGUUUGCAGCGGAAGUCGAUCGAGGAAGUCGAAUCUGAGCUUCAGGUUCCAGUCUCACAGGCACUUGCACUCUUCACGAAGGUGAUACGAAAGAUUAGCAAGCGCUUAUUUGACAUCCAGAAAGAGGCCAUCAGCGCGACAAUCCCUGAAGCACCACCAAAAGGAGCUGAACUGAAUGUGGGUAACAAGCCGUCGGGUACUACAUGGAAACCUGUGGAGACUAGCCUUGAAGAAGAGUUGAAGGAGGCGGGGGACGAGGUUACCAACGCGUUGAAGGAGAAGCAACGCGAGAUGAUUGACUCUUUGGAUCUCAGCAAGUUCGCCAUCAACGAUGCUUCAACGGAUUGGUCGACGGCGGAGUCGCAGGUGGCAAAACUUACAAACAGCAGUGCCACCGGUAAGUCAACUCUUGUUAGUGUGAAGAGCACAACGGUCGUGGGGCAGAAAAGGAAAGCUGGAAACGAUGAUCAGGUUUCCAGCGGACAUGGGAAGAAGGCAGGCGAGAAGGACAAAAAAGCGUCGUCGAGACGGAGUAUCAAGAAGGCUAAGCGGUAAUUAUUGGAAAUCUCUUUGGGUAUGAGCCGUUCAUGUUGUAUUCUAUGCUUUCUCGUGUUAGCUUUCGCCAUUUUGGGUGCUACAUAUCUGAAAGUACACAGGGUGGCGUUUCUCAGUCUGGCCGCCGCCACGAAGCCGAUAUCGUAGGUUUGAGGUUUGUGCCAAGAAAUGUUUGUUUUC
Molecule: messenger RNA, 3572 nt
Organism: Somion occarium
Lineage: Eukaryota; Fungi; Basidiomycota; Agaricomycetes; Polyporales; Cerrenaceae
Source: the annotation of a GenBank genome assembly